Vespa crabro (European hornet) is the source of this 2836-nucleotide messenger RNA. RefSeq names its product periodic tryptophan protein 1 homolog (gene nclb). The record is from RefSeq and is a predicted model, not a curated record. Gene Ontology annotation, molecular function: protein binding. NCBI's taxonomy places the organism in Eukaryota, Metazoa, Arthropoda, Insecta, Hymenoptera, Vespidae. Gene Ontology annotation, biological process: rRNA processing. The transcript is spliced from 12 exons. Gene Ontology annotation, cellular component: nucleus. Bases 566 to 2080 code for a protein of 504 amino acids.
ACCACGUUCAUCAGUAGCGUUCAUGAAUUAAAUAUGGACUUGCUGUUGGUGUAAAUAACUGCUUUCGACUUUUUUUCAUAAAAAAAUGAUUAGUUUCAUAUAGUGGCGCUCUUCUAAUUUUACGACAGAAGUCAAGAAGCUACUAUGGACUAUUAGAUUUUUAUAUAAACUUUUAAAUGCUGUGUAUUCUAUUUCCACGAAGUAUACGAUUGUUUGUUUAUGUGCUUAACGAUCCUGAAAUUUUCUAAACCAUUCCAAACUCAAGAAAAUGCGUUUCGUAUCUAAUUCAUUUAAUUCGUCUCUAAAAACAAGAUUUUGUUGAUUGUUUGGUGAAAAAUAAUAAUUAUUCAUAUUGUGUCCAUACCUGUCGCUGAAGUCACACACGCUUCGAGCGAUAAGUAAUAAACGCCUUAAUUUAUAAUUAUAAACAUAUAUAUACACAUAUAUAUAUAUAUAUAUAUAUAUAUAUAUAUAUAUAUUUUUUUUUUUUUACAUAUACAUAUAUGUAUGCAUGUACGUAUGUAUAUAUAAAUAACAAUAUUUGCAUUUAAAUCAAAUAAACAUAAUGAAUAUAGUAUCGUGCACCACGUGGGUUAAGAGAGGUAUUGCUGCAACUCUUCCUGAAAAGGUUGAACUGACAUCAAAAGAAUUAGAAGAAAUUAUAAAACAAACCCAAUUUGAUUUGCAGAAUGAUGAUUCGGAUAAAGAAGAAGACGAAGAAGACGAAGAAGCUAUUGGAGAUGAAGCUGAUUCGGAGAAAAAUAAAGUUAAAAAGAACUAUGAUGUAAACAAUAGUUCGAUGGAAACCGAUGAAUAUGAUUUUGAUAAAUAUGAUAAAGAGAACGGUGAUAUACAUUGUAAUAUCGGAAAUAUAGUAUCUUUUGGGGAGGACGGUAAAGAUCCUCUUAUAACAUCAGCAGAGAUUGAUGAUGAUUCAGAAAAAGAAGAUGACAUGAUCAAAGGCGAUGAUAAUUUAGUUUUGUUAGGACACGUUGAUGGUGAUGCCAGUAUAUUGGAAAUAUUUGUAUAUAAUGCAGCAGAAGGUUCUUUUUAUUGUCAUCAUGAUAUAUUGUUACCAUCAUUUCCAUUAUGUAUCGAAUGGCUUAAUUUUGAUCCAAGUGAUACAAUGCCAGCCAAUUUAUGUGCAAUCGGAAGUAUGACUCCAAUAAUCGAAGUUUGGGAUCUUGACCUAAUUGAUUGUUUAGAACCAGUUUUUAAACUUGGGCGUAAACCAAGUAAAAAAAAAAAAUUGACCCGUAUCGGUCAUAAAGAUGCAGUAUUAGAUUUGGCAUGGAAUAAAAAUUAUACACAUAUAUUGGCAAGUGGUUCAGUUGAUCAAACUGUUUUAUUGUGGGAUUUAGAAAAUGGCAAACCUGCCACCAAAUUGGAUCCUUUCAAUGAAAAAGUUCAGAGUCUUGAAUGGCAUCCAUUAGAAACUCAUCAUCUCUUAACGGGAUGUGCAGACCAAGUCGCAAGAUUGUUCGAUUGUAAAUUAGAAAGCAAUGUUAAAGAAUGGCAGACACCUGGAGAAGUAGAAAGAGUCUUAUGGAAUCACUUUGAUGCUAAUUAUUUUCUUAUUAGCACAAAUAAUGGUUACCUUGAAUAUUAUGACAUAAGAGAAGAUUCACCAAUUUGGCAAGUCAAGGCUCAUGAAGCAGAAAUUACAGGAUUAUCUUUUAGCUCAUCGUAUCCAGGAUUAUUAGUUACUUCAUCGAAUGAUAGCAUAAUCAAAGUAUGGGAUAUUCUUGAUAGUAAAGAUCCAUGCGUUAUAUGGGAAAAGAAGACUAAUUUAGGUGCAUUGCAAUGUCUUGCAGCAAAUCCAGAUAUUCCACUUGUAUUUGCUGUAGGUGGUGACAACAAAGCUCAUAAUUUUAAAGUUAUAGAUUUGUCUGAAAUAUCAACAGUUAAUGACAGAUUUAAAAAAAGAGAAACUAUACAUAUGGAAAUGAAAGAAAACUCUAAAAAGAGUGAAGACUAUGGCACAAAAGGAGAAAUGAUGGAAGUGGCUGAGGGUAUGGAAUCCAUGGCAUUAAACAUUGUUAAUUCUUCUGGGGUUAAUAAAAAAAAAAAAAAGAAAUAAGAAAUAAUAAAUGUUAUCUAAAUUUUGUGUACGAAAUGUAAAUAAUUUACCUACACUAUACGUUCGAUAUGUACAUAAUAUAAAUAUCGUACAACACACAUUUUUCUUACACGUGAUAAUUCUAUUUUCAUAAUUUAUAGGUAGGGUAUUUAAUGAAAUACAAAUGUCAUUAGAUUUUCGAAGUUUUUAUUCGGUUCCUUUUGCUAUUUACUCUAGUUUAUAAUAUUUCUGUGUGACAAAUUCUAUAUACUUUCUAGCACAAUAAAUUACACAAUACUGAAUAAGGAAGAAAGUUUAUAAUGAUCUUAAUAUACCUGGGAUGGUUGUGUAUAAUAAUUCUUAUUUCUUUUUUUUGCACAUAAUUUAUUUCUUUCCCUGUAGUAAUAUAAUGUUAUCCCCAACAGUAUUUCGUAAGAGUUAAUCAUUCUGUACAACAAUGUGAUUUCAUUCUAUAUUCUUUACAAUUGAUGGAUUCCAAUUUUUUCCCCCUUCUAUAGAUAAUUUAUAUUAAGAAGGCAGUUGAUACAAACUUUGAUUCAUAAUAUUUCAUUAUCAUAAAAAUACAACUUACAAUGAUUUAAUAAUGACUAAGAGUGUUAAUAUUAAUUGUAUGAGAAUAAUUGCCAAAUAUUAUUUAUCGACUAAAAAAACUUGGAAAAAGAGUUUACAAUAAAUGUGAUUAAAAAAUUACUUUUGAAAUGUAUAUUAAAAAAAAAAAAUAAAAAAAAAAAAAAAAAAAAAAAAAAAUUAAAUAUU